GGUCGGUUUGUAGAUACAGAUAAAUGUCGGACGUUACUUAAUAGUGUUGUGUCGUGUUACGCGGCAUAAAUUAAAAAACAAAACAAAACAAACAAACAAACAAAAAAACUAUAUUGCAAUUUUAACGCGCAGUACUAUAUGGAAAAAUGCUAGAAUGUAAAAGCGGAAGUAGGGUAUGUUGUCAUCUCUCAGCCCCUCCUGCUACUUCAAAUAUGUCUUAAAAUGUAGCGUGAACAUCGUAAAGUACAAGACUAACGCACUACUAAACAGCAUCAGUGUCCUUGUUAGAUUUGGCGUAAUGGACGAGAUCCGUCCAUUGCUGCCUCAACGCCAAGAGAGCACGGAGGAUCCAUCUCCUAACCUGAGGCCGAGGCACGAGGAGCUGAUACCCACACCAUGUGGACCAAUAAAGCAGUUGUCAGAGCUCCAGUGCCUCGUGAAGGUCUACUUCUGCUUCACACUCAUCUCCAUGCUGGUGCUCUUUAUCCUCACUAUAAUCAACAUCGUAAAUGAAAGAUGGAAAGAAGGUGAAGAUGAUGAUCUCAGUGUCUCUAUCAUCCAGCUUGUGGGCAUCGUGUUCUGCAUGUACUACAUCUCACGAGGCGUGCUGCAGGAAAACAGGCAGGAGCUGAUUAUCUUUGGGGUUUGUGUGCUCGUGGUCAUGGUGCGCUCUAUCGUCAACUUCAGUGUCAGCAAAGAGAAAGAAGUGCUGCUAAUGGUGCGGUUUGUGUGCAUCAUGUGCCUGGGUGUGGUACACCUGCUCUGUGCCUUGUUGCUCAUCCUAAGGCCCAACAUGAUGGCCUUCAGGGUAGGCGGAGCUUUGGAAAGCCUGCAGGAGCAGUACUUCUUGCUCAAUCUCUGCUUCUCAAUGGUGACCUUUGAUCUUCAGGCACAGCUGUGUUUGUGCAUCCUGAUCCUGACGUCAGGCCCCUCUGUGUCCAAAAUUCACACCGCCAUUCUCGGAGUCGGAGUCGUUUGGGCAAUUAUUACUGCUGUGACUGGAGCCAUUUCUGUCUUAAAAGAAGUGAAGCCACUGGUCUGGAUUUUUGUCCUCCAGAACUUACCUCAGCUGGCUUAUUUUAUUUACCUGCUAUAUACGAUAAUUUCUGAGUGGGGACAGAGUCCAACGUACAUACUGGAGGCUGCCUCUAUAACGGGCUGCCUGAUCUCGGUGACCAUCAAAUGUGUGCUUUUCUGGGGUUUGUUCCGCCUGUACCGCAGCUUCGGCCAGGGUCUACGUGAGAGAAUGUUUGCUGCAGAUAAGCAGUAAGGAUCAUUAAGAAGAGGACCAGCAAGAAAAAGCCCAGCAAGGAGUCCACCAUUAAAUCACGUGCUUAGAGCAGAGCUUCUUCAACUGGAAGACGUCUGUAAAUCAAUUUCAGUCGUAAAAUCUUCAGAGACAACACUGCCACUUAGCUUACUACAGUGACAUUACAUAAGAAAAGUCUUCAGAAAUCCAGCUCUAAAAUCCUUAAGAGAGAAUAAAUUCUCUAAGGAGUUCAUGUUCAUGAUUAUAUCUAAAAGAUAAGAUUUGAUUUUUAUUCCACAUGGAAAUGCCAAGGUCAUCAUGAAAUGAUUGAACAUUUUAUUACUUCCAUAUUUAGCGCUUAUCUGUUUUUUACGCUUUAAAUGUUGGCUUCGUGAAUAUGUUAACUCCAUUUUAACUCCAAUCUCCUAUUUUCAGUAUUUAUAUAUUACUUUAAGCCUGGAUACAUAUCAAAGUGUCCAAUAUGUACCAAACUGCACUGUGUAUGUGUCACAUUUCAUGCAAAACGCACUUCAGACACAUUUUAAAUCCUUACAUAAUCUAAGCAUAUUAUAGUGUUUCUAAUGAUAUGACAUCAAUUUAAAACAACAACAAACGACGAACUGCAUGCAGAAAAAAAACACACUGGAUUCAUUUCACUUGGAUAUACAGAAGGGUCCAAAAGUUUAAGACUACACUGGAAAUCUGGGAUUUUUAUUUAUUUAAAAAUUCCCUGUAAAUUCUAGGGAAAAAAAAACAAAUCCAACAUAUCGCUUAAUCAUUAUUCAGAAUGCACAGAUUUUAGGUCACUGUUCAAACACAUGCAAAUUCAUAUGGUAAUGCUUUGCUACAAAAGGUUGGAUUUUCUGGUUCUCUCGUCCAGUCUAUUAAAACCUAAUCAGUGUGAUAAAUCACUCUGAUGGAUUUGAUCUAAUGCGGAUCAUCAGGCUUUACACAAACUCGGACGCCAUGAAGGUUCGAGCGCACAGAAAAAAAGGGGACAAACACAAAUACUAAGAAACUCGUGAAUAUUUUUAAGAUUCUAAUUUUCACUUUAUCAGGAACCGUAUAAAGUUGAAAAUGCAAAGCAAACGUAUUUUCGGAAGCAGGUUUCACCUCCAUUGGUCUCGGACGUUUUGGACAACCCUGUGUGUGAAGCACAAUUUCCUGUGAACAUUACAUUUAUGUUUUUAUACGCUAACCUCGGAAGGCAUCAGACAAAGAACUCAGUGUUAAGGAAGUGUUAUGAAGGGGAACAAAAUUUGUUUGUACUGAUGCCAACGUAGGGAAAACUCUUUUUUUUAAAUUUUUUAUCAGGAUGCUCUCUUUUUUUUUGUAGAUUCCACUACUGUUUCACACACUGUAAUCACCAGAGCACUUGUGAAAGAGUUUUACAGAACCAAGAGGUUUAACUGUUAUGUAUGUUUUCUGUUCAGUGUUUUGAUAGUAUGGAUUUAUUACUAUCAGAAACAUGUAUUUGUAAUACAAAAUUUAAUAAAUAUAUUUUAAACAA
Tachysurus fulvidraco (yellow catfish) is the source of this 2759-nucleotide messenger RNA. RefSeq lists its product as uncharacterized. Lineage: Eukaryota; Metazoa; Chordata; Actinopteri; Siluriformes; Bagridae. The record is from RefSeq and is a predicted model, not a curated record. The transcript is spliced from 9 exons. The coding region runs from base 176 to 1270 and encodes 364 amino acids.